AUGGGUGACUAUCGAACAAACAUUCUACAAUACGGGCACUUGGGCACUGCAACUUAUCUACCUGAUCUACAAGUAUGGGAAUUUUCGCGCAAGAUCGAUAGAGUGCCUUCACUCGUCCUUUACGGCCAUGUCAAUUGUGCCUUUGCUGGUACAGAGCCGUCCGGCGCUUGGAGUCUGAUCCACAAUAGCAGCGGGUUGUUAACCAACAAAGACGAGGAUGACUUGUUGAAAAUUAGGCCGGAACUGGCUCCGGCAUUGGACCUUUUCCGUCGACAUGAAGCAUCAUCUCGUGCUAUCACUGCUGCUGUGACCAAGUUCGACCCUCAAGUUUCCAACCUCCUAGCAGUCGGAAAUGCGAUCAACUUUGACCGCCGUGGCGGCUACGAUUCCACGGUUCCAAUAGCAGCUCUCAUCAGUAGUGAUUCAACUGUGUCCAUUCAGCUUGUGGAAUUGGAAGAUGAGGAAAUCGCGUGGCCCCCAGAUAGUGAUCGCCUGGCUAAAAUCCCUUCUUUCCAGACCCGUGGGAGGGGGCGGUGGAUGGGGACUGCUGGCCCUGUACAGCAAAUAUGCUUUGCGGAAACUGUGGAUGAAAAAAGUACAUGGUUGGCUGUGCGGUUUAUACAGUCCACGAUUGUAUUUCGUCCCCAACGGAACAAGCUUUCGCUUUCUGCCCAUUAUGAUGAUAUGGAUUUCAUGCGUGAAAAUCUGGCGGAUACCCGUUUGGAUGCUAAUCCGAUCCUUAGCAUCUCCGUUUCCGCAACUGGCGGUGUCCCACACGCUGGUAUUACGUUCAACCCUUGGUAUCAACAACAGAUAGCGAUUGUCGAUCGCUUAGGAAAUUGGGCGGUUUGGGAUAUUGGAAAGCAGCGCCAUAGUACAUAUUGGUGUGCAGACCGCGGUCAAUCGGGCAGGCUGUACCCAGAGGAAACUCCACAUUCUGAUGAAUUUUUCCAACGAGAUCAUUAUGAUGGAUGGGCUGCUAUUUUGUGGGUGGGAAAUGUCCAUAAGUUGUUGGUUUGCGACAGACGGAAUAUUGCCUUGUAUCGAAUAGACACUGAUCCCGUGCAGCGCCAUACGAUUGACGUUGAUAUUCAGCGGGAGUCUGAGUGGAUUUUGGACAUUAAAAGGAGCCAGUCCAACCUCUCGAAUAUAUUUGUUCUUACAACAACGCAGCCAAUCCUAGACUCCAGCAUCGCCGAUCCCACAAAUGACGGCAAAGUCCUUAAUCUCGUCAAAUUUAUCGGUCAGCGCUCCAACUUGGAAGUCAUUGAGGCUUUAUAUGUCGCGAGGGCGGAUGGUGGGGACGAAACUUACGAGCCAUUUAGUUCCACUCCACCACUGUUGAAAACCGAGAAGAGUGCAAAACGUGUUGUUGAUGAUGAUGAUGAUGAUUUCAUAGUGGAUGAUAUGAAUGAAGUAGUCCUGCCACUAUCCGCUGGGCGGAGGAAUUGGAAUGCAAAUAUUGAAAAUACCUGGGGGCAACCAAUACGUGCAUUUCCAUAUGUUGAGAACUGGGUUGAUAUCUAUGGGUUGGCUUCUGCGGCUGUUACUGAGCAAAUAGGAAGCAGAGGGAAGUCAACUAUUUCCGACAGGAAAACCCAAACGUUCUACCAUUGGCUGGAUGAUCUGAAUAGCAACUUUGGGGAAUUGGUUCUGGGCGAUUCACCACUAUCAUCAAACUGCAGGACAAUGCUUGAUAUUGUCCCGGCCCCUCCGUUUUUGGAUGACAUUGAUCGAAAUACUAGCGAUUUUGACCAAUUUUUGGCACGACUAGCGGAUCCUAUGCAAAAUAUGCUACCCACUGGAUACGAAAUCACUCAUAUACCUAUAUCAUAUUCCCCAUCCUCAAAUGUAGCAAUACCUGAUCAUGUUUCCAGCCGCACAACACCCGCAAACAUCACUAGUCUCUACGACUCCCUUGUCCGCGACUGGCUCUUCCCGCUCCCAGGUGACUUCCCAAAUAAGAUCCGAAUGGCCAAAGAAAAGAUCAUACGAAACAUCGUUAUGCAAUUGGUACUCUCAAGAAUGGUUCUAAUUAGACGUUUGAGUUCCGAAAUCGACGACCCUAAAUCUGGCCGCAAUCCCGAGACCGCAGAAGGAGACCUUUCCCGUUUCCAUCUACACUCCUCGAUCCUAUGGUCCAACCAGGAACCAAUUAUACAUUCACAAAACCCCACAAUCACCAUCACUCCAUCUGCCGGACAAACCGAACUGGACACAGCGAGUUUCUUCCUACCAUCUUCGCAACCCACGGCCACAUCCACAGCCACAACCACGACACCAUACGCAACCCUUCGUCUCUACACCUCCCUUAAACAACCCAACCAACCUCACAUCCCCCGCCGCAUCGCGGAAAUUCUCUCGCAUUGGAAACCCGGCACAGACCCAUCGGCCUACAACUGGCAAGCCGCUGUCCGCACACUUCAUGACGAAAAGCAACUACAGACCGAAAACCAAGCAGCCAGCCGGCGACGGAGGAGGCAUGAGGCAAGGAAAUUGCGGAGGCAUCAACAGCAACUAUCACAACAGCCAUAUCUACAGUCUCUGUCUGUCUCCACCCCUUCCGUUCCUACCCCUUCGGCGUCGCAGGUUCCCGUUCCGCGGAUGGGGCAUAGCCAGCAACAGCAGCCGCAGUCCAGCCGGGUAAAGGGGCAAGGGUCGUUUUUGGGAACGGGAACGGGUACUAGUGCCGUCCCACAGAUGAUGGUGCAGAGCAGCCAAGUUACGGAGGAAGGGGAUGUGCCGAUGACGCAAGUUGAGAGGGGACUGUUUGGCGGCAGGAAUGCGGCUAGUAAGAAGGCUGUGAAGGAGAGGAAGAAGAAGAGAGCGGCAGGGUUUUAA
Molecule: messenger RNA, 2841 nt
Organism: Histoplasma capsulatum G186AR
Lineage: Eukaryota; Fungi; Ascomycota; Eurotiomycetes; Onygenales; Ajellomycetaceae
Exons: 4
Coding region: 1-2841 (946 amino acids)
Biological process (GO): nucleolar large rRNA transcription by RNA polymerase I
Cellular component (GO): RNA polymerase I core factor complex
Molecular function (GO): RNA polymerase I transcription regulatory region sequence-specific DNA binding; RNA polymerase I general transcription initiation factor binding
Source: RefSeq, a predicted model, not a curated record